UUUGUAUUUUUUUAAUCAUUUUUAGAUAUUGUACAUAUACCUAAAUUUUGUUUUGUUUUCCAGAGGGUCUGAGGGAAAGGAAUGGUGUAACGCCUGUACUGAAACAAAUUGCCCAUUUGAAGGACAACUGCUUCCACUUGAACAGGUCGCUUUGGAGCGAAGUUCAUGAAGACUGGCCUUUUUAUAGUGAAUCUGAACGACAGAUACUCAAACGGCGGAAGCCGGCCAACCUGACGCCCCCCGGAGGCAACUCAGAUGGGGGCAGCAGUUCGGGGAGCGGGCAGUCGCCCACCAGCACGCAUCCGGGCAGCCCGCCGCCUCCGGUCUCGAUGAAGAGGCCGCCGUCAAUUGGUAGCGGGUAUAGGGACUCAGAUUAUCCUUCCAUCGGUCUGGGGCUGCCGUUCAAGAGGCAGAGGAUCGCACAUGAAAGCCGGCCACCGUCCGCCCAACAACACCAUCAGCAACACCAGCCGCCCAUCACUAGCAGCGCAACACUCGACCGAGGCAGCGGCAACAGCCAUUACAGCAGCAGCGGUGGCAACUACCAUCAUCAGCCACAACCGCCGCCAUCAGCUUCAACUCUGUCCACCAAGCAACAGAUGGAGGUCGAUGCCAGGAGAAGGCCCAUCACCGAUUCCAGAGAUGCCAGUAACAUGAAUCCCAGGAGCAGGGAGUCCCCGAACCGGCUGUGGUCGUCAUCAUCGGCCACGCCUCCUCCACCGCCCACCACAACGACUACAGCGAACAGCUUGACAGUGCCGCCAAUCAUGAACGGCUACCACCAUCCGCACCACUUUUCCUCCUCUCAUUCGGCGCCCCUGUUCGAGGCGAAACGGCCAAUCAGCGACGACGAAGAGUACGGAGGCGGAGCCAAUGGGAGGAAGAGAACGUGCGAUAGCCGCGACGCUAACGGGGCGCAACAAGGGCAGAAACCGUUUGGAGGCGGGACGACGAUGCAAUGGUCUGGUUCACCUGGCAGUGGUGGUGUCCAUCACGGAUCCGCCCCCGUGGUGCCGGUUAAGGAAGAGAUGACCGCUGGUCGGACGCUCAAACAGGAACCGCACGAAGUUGACAGCCACGUCAUCGGAAACGUAGGAGCGGGAGGUGCCGAACAAACGACACAGCCCACAUGGUGGGUAGAUAAUAAUAAUAAUGUCUUCAUUAAUCCAUGCACACUGCGAGGCGAAGUUUAGCCAGCUGGCUACUCUACCACUUAACCUCACAGCGCAGGAACACAUACAAAAGGAAAGAUAUAACAAUUAAUAGCAAUCGACUAAACAAUAUAUACAAUAAUUAAGGC
Acanthoscelides obtectus is the source of this 1300-nucleotide messenger RNA. The record is from the annotation of a GenBank genome assembly. NCBI's taxonomy places the organism in Eukaryota, Metazoa, Arthropoda, Insecta, Coleoptera, Chrysomelidae.